Messenger RNA from Vombatus ursinus (common wombat), 3203 nucleotides. Its product is annotated as cadherin-5-like. Gene Ontology annotation, biological process: homophilic cell-cell adhesion; regulation of establishment of cell polarity; cell morphogenesis. Gene Ontology annotation, cellular component: catenin complex; plasma membrane; adherens junction. The transcript has 13 exons. Lineage: Eukaryota; Metazoa; Chordata; Mammalia; Diprotodontia; Vombatidae. The record is from RefSeq and is a predicted model, not a curated record. Gene Ontology annotation, molecular function: cadherin binding; calcium ion binding. The coding region runs from base 344 to 2716 and encodes 790 amino acids.
CUCCCUCAGCUAGUGAAAGGUCUGCAAUCUCCUGCUUCAGUUCUUUGUCCUUUCUCAGAACUUUCUCCCACUUGGACCUGCUUCUCUUUGGAAUGGUGCUGGUGUUCUGCUGUCUCUUACAUAGAUCGACCAGCCAAGAUAAUUCCCAAGGAUGAGUUCCCUCAGCAGUCAAAAGCAGCCACCUCGUCAUCUUCCUUCUCCACAUUCCCGGUUCUCAGGCCUUUGCUGACCACACUUCAAGGAGUGCAGGGUCAAUUCCCUGGACGGAGCCUCUUACUGGAAUUAAUAGAAAAUGAAUGUCCCUUUAACUCCUUGAGUUCUGACUUGAGCAGGACCCAGGAAGAUGGAGAAGCAGAUCCUCAUCAUUCUCCUGGCUGCAGCCUGCAGAAGCAUUAUGAGAGCCUCUGCAGAGGCAGAGGGCUUCCCCCAGCAGCUCCCCGUCUCAGGGGCCCAGGAUGUUCGCCCACGCUUUAAGAGAGAUUGGAUUUGGAACCAAAUGCACAUCCAGGAGGAGAUGCCAGGCAAUCUCCCUCAUCACGUGGGCAAGAUCACAUCAAGUGUGAACAGCAAGAAUGCCAGGUAUGUUCUCAAAGGGCCCGAGGCCGGCAAAGGCAAACUCUUUGGAGUCAGUGAACAGACUGGAGACGUCUAUGCUUUUGAGAGGCUGGACCGGGAGAAGAAAUCAGAAUAUCACCUCACUGCAUACAUUGUGGACAAAGACACCAAUGCGAACUUGGAGCCACCCUCCAACUUCACGAUUAAAGUUCAUGACGUGAAUGAUAAUGCCCCCGUAUUUGCACAGAGAGUUUUCAACGGCUCAGUGCCAGAGAUGUCAGCUGUUGGAACUUCAGUCACCAGAGUCACCGCCGUGGACGCAGAUGACCCUACCGUGUUAGGCCAUGCCUCGGUUUCCUACAAUAUAAUUCGUGGCAGAGAGUAUUUCACCAUCGACAGCUCUGGCACCAUCUUUACAGCUGUGAAUAACCUAGACCGAGAAAAGCAAUCAAAGUAUGAGAUUGUGGUGGAAGCCAGAGAUGGCCCGGGACUCCACGGGGAGUCCAGCACAGCCACAGUGGUUAUCACCGUGAGUGACAUCAAUGACAACUUCCCAAUCUUCACCGAAACAAAUUACAAAUUUGUGGUUCCUGAAGAUAUUCGAGUGGGAAGCCCCCUGGGGUCCCUGACUGUCGAAGACCCUGAUGAGCCCCAGAACCGAAUGACCAAGUACAGCAUCGUCCAAGGAGAAUACAGGGACACCUUCGUCAUUGAACUCGAUGCUUCCAGGAACCAAGGCAUCAUCAAACCCAUGAAGCCCCUGGAUUACGAGCACAUCAAAGAAUAUAGCUUCACCAUCGAGGCAACGGACCCAACAAUUAACCUCCGGUACCUGAAUAACGUUCCCUCAAAGAACCUAGCUGUUGUUCACAUCAAUGUCACUGAUGUGGAUGAGCCUCCAGUCUUCUCUCAACGUUUCUACCACUUCAAGCUGAUGGAAAACCAAAAGAAACCUAUAAUCGGCUCAGUGUUAGCCAAGGAUCCUGACGCAGCUCAAAGGAACAUUGAAUACCACAUCCGGAAGACCAGCGAUAGAGGACAAUUUUUCAAAAUCUCCAAGCAGGGUUACAUUUCCAAUCUUAAGGAAUUAGACCGUGAAAUCUACCCUUGGUAUAACCUGACUGUUGAAGCCAAAGAGAUGGAUCUUCAUGGGAAACCCACUGGCCUAGAAUCCAUUGUUCAAGUUCACAUAGAGAUCCUGGAUGAGAAUGACAAUGCCCCAGAGAUUGCACAACCCAAUGAUGCAAAAGUGUGCGAGAAUGCUGCCCCCGGAACAUUAGUCACAAGGAUCAUGGCCACAGACAAGGACGUAACACCACUGGAUGUGAAGUUCAAAUACUCCCUGAGCAAAGAGGACAGCAAUUUUACCCUGACAGAAAAUCGAGACAAUUCAGCCAACAUCACAGUGAAAUAUGGUCAGUUUGAUCGGGAGAGAGCCAAGGUUCACUACCUUCCUGUGGUCAUUGCUGACAAUGGGAAACCCAGCCUUACAGGCACCACUACCCUUGUCAUCACAGUCUGCAAAUGCAAUGACCAUGGGGAGCCCACGUUCUGUGAAGAGCCAGCCAGGACGGUUGGAGUGAGCAUCCAGGCCCUUGUGGCCAUCUUUCUGUGCAUCCUCACCAUUGGUGUGAUCACGCUUCUCAUCAUCCUCCGUCGACGGUUAAAGAAACAGGACAGAGCUCAAGGCAAGAAUGUAGCAGAAAUUCACGAGCAGCUGGUCACCUACGAUGAGGAAGGCGGUGGAGAGAUGGAUACCAACAGCUAUGAUGUAUCUGUGCUCAACUCAGCCUACAAGAGCAGUGGAAAGCCACCAGGAGGGAAGCCACCCCGGUCUGCCCUAGAUGCACGGCCUUCUCUCUAUGCUCAGAUCCAGAAACCUCCCAGGCCUGCUCACCCCCCAGCUGUAAGUGGGGAGAUGGCUGUCAUGAUUGAGGUGAAGAAGGAUGAGGCGGACCAUGAUGGCGGUGGACCCCCAUAUGACACACUCCACAUCUAUGGCUAUGAAGGAGCUGAGUCCAUCGCCGAAUCACUCAGCAGCCUCGUCACAGACUCCUCAGAUUCAGACAUUGACUAUGACUUCUUGAAUGACUGGGGGCCCAGGUUCAAAAUGUUAGCUGAGCUAUAUGGCACCGAGCCUAGCCAGGAACUGUUAUAUUAAAGUCACCACUGACUGGGGGCUCUGAAGGACAAGAGUCGUCAGAGGCCAGCCACCAUUGGCACCGACGGCCGAGUUCUCACGCUAGGGAUCAACAAAACCCCUUUCAUUUGGAUCCCAGAAACCAGCCCCUUUGCAGGAAAAGAUCCAAAUCCCCAAGGUAACCUGAAAGAAACCAUAAGGAUAGACAUAGCCACUUUUUAAUUUCUUGCACAUAAUAGAUACUCAAUAAUGGCUUGUUGAAUUCACUUGAAUUUGGAAGAUGUAGAAAAAUAACUGAGUAUAAUCGCACACCUCAUCCUCCAUUUAUCCACACCUCUGGAGAGGCAGUGAGAUGUGGUGGAUAAAACCCUGGAUUUGUACCCAAGUUCAAAUUUUGCCUCUGCUAAUCACUACUCAAAAAUGUGAAAAAGGCACUUCUCUGGGCCUCAAUUUCCUCUUUUGCAAAAUGAAGUGGAUGGACUGGUUGUUGUCCUUCGGUGCUCAAAGA